Vitis vinifera (wine grape) is the source of this 1587-nucleotide messenger RNA. RefSeq lists its product as uncharacterized. Gene Ontology annotation, molecular function: protein binding. The transcript has 7 exons. NCBI's taxonomy places the organism in Eukaryota, Viridiplantae, Streptophyta, Magnoliopsida, Vitales, Vitaceae. The record is from RefSeq and is a predicted model, not a curated record. Bases 1 to 1587 code for a protein of 528 amino acids.
AUGCAGUGGUUCGAUGAGAGAGUACUUUUUAAGGUGGUCAUGGAAUACCAAUGGGAAGAGGUUGUAGACAUAAUCAAGGAACACUCGCCAUGUGCCUCAGUCAGGAUCACUACUUCAAAGGACACGGCAUUGCACCUAGCCGUCUCAGAUGGCCGUGAAGAAAUACUUGAACAUCUUGUUCAAGUGCUGGGUGACAAGGCCAAGGAUGCUCUGAAAAUUAAGAACGACCAUGGCAACACUCCUCUCCAUUUAGCUGCGGCCUUGGGAAAUAAGCGCAUGUGCCAAUGCAUAACUGACGUGAAUAAAGAUCUUGUGGGCCAGCGCAAUGAUGAUGGGCAUACACCCCUCUUCUUGACCGCUCUCUAUGGCAAAGUGGACGCUUUCACUUUCUUCUGUCAAAUCUGCCUUCCCAAAGGCAUCCAGGAGUACUAUAGAGGAGCGCGUGGUGAAUCCAUCCUCCACACUGCCAUUAAUGGAGAACACUUUAAAUUGGCAUUAUUGAUAUUGAACAACUAUGAAGAGCUUAUGUUCACUAAGGACGAAAAAGGAAUGACCCCUCUCCAUCUCCUGGCCCGUAAGCCUUUAGUAUUCAGAAGUUUUACUUACUUCUGCCGGCUGGAAAAUAUUGUUUAUUCUUGCAAACUGGUUUCUAAUUCUAGAGCUAAUGGAGAAAAUGCAAAAAACUCUGGUCAACGGGGGAAUGCAGAGACGGGAUUGGCGGGGAACGCAAGAGAACUGCCUCCAGGAUACAAAGACAUACAGAAGAUUAAGCACAUAAAAGAGAAGCACGUAUGGUCUCUUCAGAUCGUCAAAAAAAUGCUUGACACUGCCGGAAAUUCCGGGGAUGAUGCUGCUGGAAGGUUCGGAAAAUCCAAUCAAGAAACUUCUGAUAUGGACCUUAUCCAUGAACCUUCUCUAGAAGAAACUAAACAAUCAGAGAUGAGGCAAGUAUGGUCUCUUCAGAUAGUCAAAAAAAUGCUUAACAGUGCUGGAAAUUCCGGGAAUGAUGCUGCUGGAAGGUUCGGAAAAUCCAAUCAAGAAACUUUUGAUAUGGACCUUAUCCAUGAACCUUCUCUAGAAGAAACUAAACAAUCAGAUAUGAGGCAAGUAUGGUCUCUUCAGAUAGUCAAAAAAAUGCUUAACAGUGCUGGGAAUUCCGGGAAUGAUGCUGCUGGAAGGUUCGGAAAAUCCAAUCAAGAAACUUUUGAUAUGGACCUUAUCCAUGAACUUCCACCAGAGGAAACUAAACAACCAGAGAUGGACAGAACUGAGACGCCAAUACUAACUGCAGCAAGCAAUGGUAUCAUAGAAAUGGUGGAGCUCAUCCUCAACCGUUUUCCAACUGCCAUUUAUGACAAGAACUCAAAGAAGAAGAACAUAGUGCUGUUGGCAGCGGAGAAUAGACAACCCCAUUUGUUUGAUCUCUUGAAACAUAAAAAAAUCAAUGAAACUGUAUUUCACGCGGUGGAUAGUGAUGGAAACAGUGCCUUGCACCUGGCUGCAAAUUACAAUCAAUCUCUGAAUCCUUGGACUAUUCCUGGUACUGCAUUGCAAAUGCAAUGGGAAAUCAAGUGGUACGAGGUAUGA